Messenger RNA from Mytilinidion resinicola, 983 nucleotides. RefSeq lists its product as uncharacterized. Lineage: Eukaryota; Fungi; Ascomycota; Dothideomycetes; Mytilinidiales; Mytilinidiaceae. The record is from RefSeq and is a predicted model, not a curated record. The coding region runs from base 473 to 793 and encodes 106 amino acids. The transcript has a single exon.
GCAUGUUAGAGACGGAGACGCCACUGUUCGCCUUCUUAUCUACAAGAGACCGAGGCCCUCGCGUGGCUUCAUGACACACAAUCCACAAUCCACAACGAUAUAAAGCCCGGGAACCUUCUUAUUGCUCCAAGCAGCGUUGCAGGCGGCUACCCGGAUCUCAAGCUGGGCGACAUUGGACUCGCUCACCUCCGAACUGCCGACAAUGACGAAUACGAGUGGGGUUCUGGUACCUACACCUACCAACCCCCGGAAUCACUUCGCUCAAGAAAAGAGUCCGACAUCUGGGCUCUGGGCGCGGUCCUGCACUUUCUCGCCCACUGGUAGCCCCCAUGCGAACUAGUCGACUCCAAGUUCACGGAUAUUUCGGAUAUUGAAAUGAGACUGGCUGCGAAGAAGGACGCGAAACGAAACGCGGCGAGGGUGGCGAAGCCUAUCAUCGGUCUGGGGCUACUCUACCAAACUUGACCAAGCAAUGCAACAGACGUUGUCCCCGGUGCCUUUAAAUCGAUCCUCAGCAUCCAAAUUUCUCGAACUCAUCCGACCACAUGCGCCCGAUGCGGAAUACAUGAUCGCUCACCCUUUACCGGAGUGGGUGAUGGUAAAAAUGGAGAUGUUCAACUCAUGGGAACUGCACAAAGAAAAGGGUAUCAAAAUCGAAGCAGACCCCUUCGUGAAAGAGCCCUUGGAGAUGAAGCCACUCGCUACACGUUGGUAUCAGUGUGGCAGUGUGUUCUUCAUCUUUGUCGUUAUGUUGUAUCUUGUUUUCACACAUUCGCAUAAGGAUGUGUCCUGAGCUGUCCGCUUUUAUCUUCAAUUACUAUCCUCUCAUUGGAAUAGUGAUUCUUUUUUUGGAGAAGUCUUCCGAUCUCCUCGCCACGGCUACUGUUUAUGUAUACUGCUGGCUCUCGUCUCAUAUAUUUCCUGGUUGAGUUAGUGUAGUGUUCUUUCUCUAUACAUUCGCGAAUUGAAACAACAAUUGACCA